Molecule: messenger RNA, 357 nt
Organism: Gongylonema pulchrum
Lineage: Eukaryota; Metazoa; Nematoda; Chromadorea; Rhabditida; Gongylonematidae
Source: the annotation of a GenBank genome assembly
AUGCAGCUCAUCAUCCAGGAAAUUGUCCCAAAGGAUCGGGAUGUUUUUGUGGAUCUCGGCAGCGGAGUGGGUCAGCUAGUAAUUCAUAUGGCUGGUGGUUCGAAGGUGCGGAAAGCCAUCGGUGUUGAAAUUGCAUCGCUGCCGAAUCAUUAUGCGCAAAAUCUUUCGAUCGAGUGGAUGAAAUGGUAUGGCAAAAAGUUUCGGCCGUUUGAAUUGCACAAAGGGGAUUUUCUGGAUGAGAAAUUCCGUGAUCUUAUCACCAAAGAAGCAACAAUCAUUCUUAUAAAUAAUUAUGCGUUUACGGCUGAUUUAGAGACGCGCAUAAAACGGUAUGUUUCUUUUCUUGUGGGAGUUUGA